AUGAGAGCUUGGCUCGUGGCCAAGGCAGAGGAAGACAAGAGACGCCAGGAAGAGGAGAAGACGCGGCAGGAGAGCUACCGGCUUGAACAGCGGAGGAUGGAGCACGAGAUCUUGAGGACCUCUCUGCAGGGAGGGAUACCGCCACCGCUGGUGCCGGUGGUCUUUGCAGGCAUGGGUGGAGGAGCGCUCUCGCCGGCGGCUCUGGAGUGGGCACAGCAGUUCAUGCUGUCGCAAUCCCCACAACAACAACCGCCGCCCGCGCUGAUGCUACCGGGUGCUGUCCCCUCGGAGCACCAGAGGCGAGACUCGCAGAGUCAAGUGGUAUAUGGGCGAUACCCCGUUUCCGGCGGCGUUCCAUCGACACCAGGGUCAGCACAGGGGCCGCCAAGCGCAUAUAUGUCGGGCUACCCCGGGUCCCCGACGAGGCCGAGAGGACAAAGCAUGCCGGGGGCGAUGGCAGGACGAUCGCUUGUCGCGGGCGGAUCAACGCUGCCCAACCUGAACACCACCAAUCUUCCCGGCGGGCCGGGCGGCGGUCCCGGCAUCACCCACCAGCCGGCACUGGCCCAAUCGCAGCAGCAGCAGCAGCAUCAGGAGCCGCAAGCCUCACCGUCCAUCUAUUUCCACCAUUGGCAACCUCCAACUACGCAGGCAGGAGGACGGGGCGGCACUGACCAGCCCGCCACGCCCUCAGCUAACUGGCUCGUUUUUCACGCACUAGGAGAAUCGCCACGGAAACGGAAGGCACCAGGACCCCAGCAGCCAGCGCCGCCGCCGGCGGGAGCGCAACGGCUCCGCUCGCCGCCUUUCGCCCACAGUUCCGGCUUGUCAAACCCGCCACCCGGGCGCAGGAGAGGAGGAGGAGGAGGAGGAGGAGGAGGAGGACAUUCACGGCAGUCCAGUGACCUGGGAUCGUACCGGGGAGCCGGCGGCAGCCGGGGACGUGGGGAGAGCGUGGGACCAGGGAGGGAGCUGUCGCCGAUGCACACGUCAGGGGCAAGCGCUGCACGGGAGGGCGGCGGCGGCGAGCCGGUAUCCUCCUCGACUCAGCAGCAUCAGCCACAGGUCCCACCAUUUGUGCCGCCGCGUGCACCAGCUCCCUCGGCGCCGAGGACCGGGGCGCACUCGGUUUCGUCGCUCUUGUCAGACGCACCACCCUCGUCCCCGCGGGCUACGGCGGCGCACUUUGCAGCCGGGCCACAGCAGCAGCCGGAACCACGGACCCAACAGCAGCAGCAGUACGUUGGCGAAAACGGGCGACGGGACUCACCACGAGCGUCCGAGGACGAGAGGGGGGGUCGAGCGAACAUCAGCCAGCCGAGCGCGAGAUAACGAAGCCCCAAUGAACCUUAAUUUCAGCAAUGUUUCAGCCUCCUCAACCUGGCGCCGCAACCUGGUCCCAAAAACCGCCAAGAAAACCCCCCAGUUGCCGCCGCUUGGGUUCGCUUUCCAGCGUUUCCCUUUACGGCAAUUUCAACGAGCGGGACUUAGCACCGUUGCCGAAGUGGCAUGGAAGGCAAGGGUCUGAGAGUUCGGGUGUCAGGGGUGGCAUUUCUGGAAAGGGAGCAGUGCCAUGUUUCCGACAAUGCGGACUCGUUCCCUAUUCGAUGCAGCCGGCCAGGGGGAGGAGCAU
Chaetomium strumarium is the source of this 1633-nucleotide messenger RNA. RefSeq lists its product as uncharacterized. The transcript is spliced from 2 exons. NCBI's taxonomy places the organism in Eukaryota, Fungi, Ascomycota, Sordariomycetes, Sordariales, Chaetomiaceae. The coding region runs from base 1 to 1332 and encodes 443 amino acids. The record is from RefSeq and is a predicted model, not a curated record.